UGAAGGAAGCAUAUCGAAAGUGGGGGCUGGGCCGCCUGCAACGAAAGAGCCGCCGCGCAGCUUGGUUCGAAGACCGGAUCGAUCCGCGACCCGCCCCGGCUUUGUUCGGCACACAAGAAAAUUUGUCCAGCCGGCUCUGUCGGCAUCGACAACGACAGCGGCCUCUCGCAGAUCCCACACCAAGUGCAGCUCAGAUGGCCCAGGGAGUCGUCAAACAGAAGGCAGCCACUGCCAAGAAGAGCCCUGUCAAGCGGCGAGGCGUUGCCAUCGCCCCCAAGAAGGCCCAGAUCGCCAAGCAGCGUGCUCUCACCAAGAAACUCACUGGUGUUCAGAUCCAGAAGACCGAAAAGCUGCUGGCCGCCAAGGCGGGAGCUGUCGGUAAGCUGACAAUCAUGAAGCCAGUUGCACAAGAAGCCAAGCGAGAGAAGGACAAGGAUGUCAAGAAGAAAUCAAAGUAAACCAGUGGAUGGCGGUCCUGACAACACAGCCCGCUUGCUCGUUCGUUCAUUCGUUCGUUCGUUCGUUCGUUCGUUCGUUCGUUCGUUCGUUCGUUCGUUCGUUCGUUCGUUCGUUCGUUCGUUCGUUCGUUCGUUCGUUCGUUCGUUCGUUCGUUCGUUCGUUC
Polychytrium aggregatum is the source of this 622-nucleotide messenger RNA. RefSeq lists its product as uncharacterized. The record is from RefSeq and is a predicted model, not a curated record. The transcript has 3 exons. The coding region runs from base 195 to 458 and encodes 87 amino acids. NCBI's taxonomy places the organism in Eukaryota, Fungi, Chytridiomycota, Chytridiomycetes, Polychytriales.